AGAAGGCGGGACUUCCGGUAGUGCAGGUUGGACAUAAAGUGACAGACUUUACCUCCUUAAAAUUGGAAGAAAAACCGAAGGACGACGCAUUACAAGUAAUAAAACAAUUGUAAUGAUUUUCAGACAUGGACGACAUAAAUCUUCAUUAUCGCUUUCUGAACUGGAGGAGACGUAUUCGUGAAAUUCGAGAAAAUGAAGUUCGAGCUGUGCGCUACCGGGAGCGGCUCAAGAGAAUGCUGAGAGAUGGAGACAUACUCAGGUAUCAUGGUAAUUCAGAUGAAGUUGGCUGUUUUGUGGCAGCCAGGCCUUUGUCAAAAAGGAACCGCUACUUUGAGGUGACUAUCAUAGACACAGGAGUGAGGGGAAUGAUUGCUGUCGGUUUGGUGCCUCAGUUCUACAAACUGGACCAUCAGCCAGGCUGGCUCCCACAGUCUGUGGCCUUUCAUGCCGACGAUGGCAAGCUGUAUAACGGCAACACUGUGGGGCAGCAGUUUGGUGCUAAAUGCAACCGGGGCGACAGAAUCGGUUGUGGGAUAUCUCUGGAUUCUGAUGAUGGGCAGUUAACAGUGUUUUUUACCAAAAACGGGCACGAGAUCGGCAGUGUUGACAUCCCAGCGUCUCCUGAGGCUCUCUACCCUGCUGUGGGGAUGCACUCUUUAGGAGAGGAGGUGCUGCUGGACCUCAAUGCUGAAUGGGGGGUGGACGAAGACGAUGGACAGAUGAUAGUUGACAGCCAUGAAGAGUACUGGAGCCGCCUCCAUGACGUCAAGGUGACUGGCAUGCUGCUGGAGUACGUAGGCAAAGGGAAGAGCAUCGUGGACGUGGGCUUGGCUCAGGCUCGUCGACCUCUCAACACACGCUUCCACUAUUAUGAGCUGGAAAUCACAGACGCUGGAGAGAAGUGUUACAUUGCCCUGGGGCUGGCACGCAGGGACUAUCCGAAGAACAGGCAUCCGGGUUGGAGCAGAGGAUCCAUAGCUUAUCACGCUGACGAUGGGAAGUUGUUCCACGGCAGCGGCGUCGGGGACCCCUUUGGGCCUCGCUGCUUUGAAGGGGACAUUAUGGGCUGUGGCAUCAUGUUUCCGCGCGACUUCAGCCUAGACGGAGGAGAUGAGGCGGACGACUGUGACCUGGAGGCCGUGUCCAAGCCCAGCAAGGUGCAGAAUGACCUGUACGCAAACAAUGAAGAUGAGGAGGAGGAGGAGGGGGAGGAUCCUGAGGGGAGGAAGGUCAUGGUGUUUUUCACUCGGAAUGGCAAAGUGGUGGGAAGAAGGGAAGUGGCUUUACCCGUGGGGGGGUUCUAUCCCACUAUUGGAAUGAUGAGCGCCGGAGAGAAGGUCAGGGUGGACCUGCACCCCCUCAGUGGCUGAGGCGGGAAAUCAGAGGAAGGACUACUGAUUGCGCUCUUCCAAAUUUUGGAGAUCAGGCAUAAAAUCACCCCCCCCCCACCCGGGACUCCCGAGCUGGGCUCCAGUCCAGCGGCUCCUGUGGGGCGCAAGAAUCACUCCACAUGCUGGCAACACCUUUUCUAAAGACUGAGCUAAAUAAUGUGUCCAUUUUACAUUUGUGCCUAAAUAUGUGCUUUAUGGUGAGAUGAUUUUUAUAUACUGUUAAAAAAAAAAAAAAAAAAAAAGACAACAAAAAAACCUGAAACCAAUCGGAGAUUUAUUGGGCUAUAGUUCUUUAGACAAUUUGAUGAGUGGGAGGUUACAGAAAUGCCAAAAUGGUCUCCCUGGAAUAAUGAAUGUAAAGAUCCAAGUAGAGCGGAGCUGGGCUCACAGAUGGACCCUAUUUAUCAGCAAUAAUAUGAAUCAGUGCGUGUGUGUGCAAGUGUGUGUGUGU
Messenger RNA from Menidia menidia (Atlantic silverside), 1842 nucleotides. The record is from the annotation of a GenBank genome assembly. Lineage: Eukaryota; Metazoa; Chordata; Actinopteri; Atheriniformes; Atherinopsidae.